AUGGAAUACCAGAUAUUGAAUACAUCUACCUGUCUGCUGGUCCUUCUGUUUUUCAUACCCAUCGCUUCGGGUAUCUGUCCUUCUAACUGUACAUGCUCAGGAAACGACAGGAAUGUGGACUGUUCAGGCAGAAACUUCACUGUACUGCCACAGGGACUUCAAGACAACAUCACAUAUUUAAACCUGUCCUUUAACCAGUUUGUAGAUCUCGAUCACCAGUUAACGAGAUUCACCAAUUUGAGGACCCUUGAUAUUUCAAGUAAUUGGCUCAAGAACGUUCCUGCCCACCUGCCCAAGUCCUUAUGGGAAUUAUAUGCCAUAAACAACAACAUCAAAGUUCUCCAGAAACUUGACACGGCUUACCAGUGGAAUCUCAGAGUGCUCGACGUUUCCAGGAAUAUGGUGGAGAGAGCAGUUCUGAUCAACAACACGCUCAGCAGCCUCAAGUUUCUCAAUCUCAGUAGCAACAAACUGUGGACAGUUCCAACCAACAUGCCCUACAACAUAGAGACCGUGGAUCUAUCCCACAACUUCUUGUCCCAGAUACUCCCGGGGACGCUGGUGAGACUACAGCACCUCACAAGCCUCUACCUGCACAACAACAAGUUCACGUACAUUCCCGACAAAGCUUUCGACCAGCUCUCUCAGCUGCAAGUAGUGACGCUAUACAACAACCCAUGGGCCUGCAGCGACAAACAAAAUAUCCCUUAUUUGCUCCAGUGGGUGCAGGGGACAGCUGCCAGCGUUAUCGGGGCUCCCUGCGCCAGCCAGUCCGUGCCACUGGCCCCGGUGGCUCCCACUCCCACACCCCCCGGCCUCCCGACCCAAGGGAUGAAGGCAGCAGACAAAGCGGCUCCGCCAGCAGCAGCUGACCCAACCAAAAUGACAAAAGUGCACAAACAGUUGAAAGCCAAGGAAGCGACCACCUUGGCCACCUCAAGCCGCGCGGUGCUGCUCACGAGCACAGACCGGCCCCUGCUCCUCUACCCAGAAGAUGCGACGACGCGGCAUGGCUCGCAGGAGGCAGCGGCCACGCGCACCGUCCACAUCCAGGAUCCCACCGCGGUGAACUCGAGCCUGACUCGCCCCACGGGGUCGGCCACGACUCCCAUGACUCUGAGCAUCACCAGCGGGAUGCCCACAAACUACUCCCGACUGCCUCAAAGCACAACCGCUACCUUAAGGAAAGAGGAAUCCACGACAAGUGUUCUCAACGCCCGCGUGCCCUCCAGAGCAAGUACCUGUGAGAUGUAUUUGUUUUGUGUCGUGAUGCUUAACGCAGCAGCAGCCUUUAUGGGCUAA
Messenger RNA from Apaloderma vittatum (bar-tailed trogon), 1302 nucleotides. It is a transcript of the gene OMG, whose product is annotated as oligodendrocyte myelin glycoprotein. Gene Ontology annotation, molecular function: protein binding. Gene Ontology annotation, biological process: neuron projection regeneration. The record is from RefSeq and is a predicted model, not a curated record. Lineage: Eukaryota; Metazoa; Chordata; Aves; Trogoniformes; Trogonidae.